AUGCUGCUGAAAACAGACAAUGGCCAGCACCUCUGGGUACCCACCUCAACAACAAGAGACAAGUCAUCGGUCAUCAAAGAUGAGGACCUCACUUGGGAACAAUUCAGAGAAGUGGCCCUCUGCAUGAUUGAUGUGAUGAGAGACCAUGACUGGCCAGAGGAAAGCAUAAAGAUGCACAUUGACUUCUGGACAGCAAUCAAAAGCCACCCUUGGCACUGCUCUCCAUCACUCCUACUCUAUCAAAGCCAACAGCGCCAAUGCUGGCACCGAUCCAAGCUAGGAUCAUACAGGUGGUCCCUUGCAGAGUUAAAUGAGGAACUACUAGGCAUAGUGAAAGAUGAGAUCCUUGACAAUGAGAGGACCAUGCAGCUAGAUAACCUCCACAGGGUAUGUUGCCUUGCUCCCCACUAG
Pisolithus orientalis is the source of this 411-nucleotide messenger RNA. RefSeq lists its product as uncharacterized. The transcript is spliced from 2 exons. The record is from RefSeq and is a predicted model, not a curated record. Bases 1 to 411 code for a protein of 136 amino acids. Lineage: Eukaryota; Fungi; Basidiomycota; Agaricomycetes; Boletales; Pisolithaceae.